Messenger RNA from Liolophura sinensis, 2181 nucleotides. RefSeq lists its product as uncharacterized. The coding region runs from base 590 to 1285 and encodes 231 amino acids. The record is from RefSeq and is a predicted model, not a curated record. The transcript has 6 exons. NCBI's taxonomy places the organism in Eukaryota, Metazoa, Mollusca, Polyplacophora, Chitonida, Chitonidae.
GUAACUGCCUACCUUUGCGCGCGUUAGUAUUAGACGGAAGUUGAUUAUCGAUCCGUAAGUGAAGGAAUGCCAUGAAGUGACAUGAUUGCAACACAGGCUACCGUUUCACUCAGUAUGUGUGCGAGUUCGCGAAGACAAUGGGGGGAAAAUAUUAUUGCGACUGCCAUAUAGCCUUAUAUCAACUGUACAGUAUGUCCACAACAAAGGAGUGGCGCAUGCAGAUAUACCUAUACACAUGUAGGUUAGAACAGAGUUCCGUGGCGUGAGUUUAACAGCUGUUCUACCUCAACCAUUUUAAGUUGAUGUUGAUCAAUAUAGUCGAGUAAAGAUCGUGUAGUUCACCGUGCACGUAUAUACGUGGAUGUUUGGUAUAGCUGCCGGAACAGCUGUUUGUUCAGCAGAUACAUGAAAUUAUUUGUGAAGAACACGGUCGACAUUAAGACUGUGACAACGGCGUAAUUCUAGAGCAAAGACGUCACAAGUGAUGGUUUGGUGCAAGCUCCACGAACGGUCCAUACUGCGACUGUAAGAACAAGAAACGGCUCUCAGCACACACAUGUCGUGCCACUCCUGACGGAAUCUUACCAAGAUGUCCAGAGAGGAGAAAUUGUCCUCUAAGAGACAGGCGAUUGUUGCCGGGAUCUUUGGCGUCGUGACAGUGAUAUCAGGUAUCGUCUCGACAGUGCUGUAUUAUUAUUUCCUGAAGAACUUCUACGAGAACACCCUUAUGCAUGAUGCACCCCAGUUUGAUUUCUGGUGGACUCCUGUUCCGUUCAUUGUACCAGGGAUUCUUGGUAUAGUUGCCGCUGUCCAAAGAAACAAACCUUUGUUUGCCCUUUACCUGGCCAUGGCGAUAAUGACCCUGUUAGUGACCGGAAUAUUCUUCGUCAUCAUCGUUAUGUUUGUAGUCAAAAUUCCCUCCGAGUAUUCCAGAGCAGAGUGCAGAGACAGCGGCUUGGAGUGCCACUGUAUGAGAGACAUGACAGACGUGUUCAGUAAAGCCAUGGGGUACAGGAAUUGUGAUAAGAUGAUGGACAUGGCCGUAUACGGUCACGUGGCCACAGGAAUCUAUACGUUAGCCUGGGUGCUGUGUUUUGCCGGCGCCAUGCUCAGCUCCUUUACCUGUUGUUAUAUAGAGAAGCAACGAGCCAGAGCCAUCGUGGCCUUUAAGGAUCGUCACUGUCCAUCUUUCCGGGUGUCCAACGUGCAGCCCGGGCGGACCGAAAACAGACGGACUGAUAACAGGCGGACAGGGGCAGAUAACCUAGCCUAUGUAUACUUCUGAAGCUUGUUCACUGAGUGGAUCCGAUCUCAGAACCAAAGAGGACAAAAAUUUAAACCAACUGUGGUUCACCUGAUGCAUUAAUCCCACAAAUAUAUAUGUACAUAUAGUAUUUUCAACAAACUUGGUGCAAUUCUAUUGAAAGUGUUUUACUGAAAUUCGUUUAUAUAUAUAUGUAAUUUUUGAAGAGAUGAGUGCGUAAUUUAUCUUUAAUAAAUAUUUGAAUAUAUUCUUUUACACUUAAUCACGCCAACAGUUUAACCCGCCAUGGUAUAUGGGUGUAGCGUUGUAUUGCUUGUGACGUGUUAGAAGGAGUUCUUGUUUGUUAUUUUACAACAUAUCGGGUAAAGUAAAAUGCAACUUGAAGAAAGUGUUUAACACUUUAACAAGCAUAGCAGGUUAUUUUGUUUUAUUUAUUUGUGGCUACUGACUAACCUGAAAGAUAAAGUGAUGUUGUUUAUUUGUUUGUUUAGUUGGUGUGCAACGCCUGACUCAAAAUUUUUGCAUUCAUUUGUCGGCGGGCAUAUCUAUGGGUGGGGUAAGUUGGGCAUCAGCAACCCUGUGAAACUCGGUGUGCCUGGGCUAGAUUCGAACCCACGAUACGCCUGAUUGAUGAAGGGCUAGGAAACUUUCGGCAGACGUCAUUUUUUCCCUCGGUGAGCUACGUUCCGGGCAUAGACCUAGUCCAGGAAGUAUUUUAGAGACAAUCAGUUAAAAUGUUGUAUACGUAUUUUUAUUUUGCCUGCACCAUUUCCACGGUUUUCAAUUAAAGUGAUGACAGUACAAGUGUCUUUGACGCAAAAGGGGUAUGAUGGUCGUUUAUUUGUUUAUUAAACUGUGGUACAUGACAAAUUGCUCAUAUUUUUGUAUAUAAUCAGUGCCUGUCUGUGGUGGAAAUA